AUGACUGUCCAAACGACCACCAUGCAGCCAACAAAGCGCCAGCACAGCUCAGGCUCUCUUGACAGCUUUCAUCCAAUCAUGAGCAGCGUGUUCGUGACUUGGCCAUUAUGGGUGGGUAUCACCAAGAAUCUAUCACUCAAGACCAUGCUGACACUAGCAGUCGCCGAACGCGGUGUUGUUUUCUUCCGUGCCCAAGAUAAUCUUACAAACGAUUUACAAAAAGAGCUGAUCCUACGCAUGGGCGAGUUGACCGGUCGCCCGUCCACUCAUGGCCUGCACAUUCAUCCCGUCACCAAUGAUGCACGCGAAUUCGGUGACCCAGAUCCUCAAAUCAGCACUAUCAACUCCGAAGGCCGUAAAACCCUCUAUAAGGGAUCCGACUACACCAAGAUGGCGGCAGUCUGGCACAGCGACAUCUCGUUUGAGAAAGCUCCCGCGGAUUUUUCGAGUCUCCGACUGGUGCAGUUGCCCAAAACUGGGGGUGACACGCUUUGGGCCUCUGGUUAUGAGAUCUAUGAUCGCAUCAGUAAGCCAUACCGGGCGUUCCUGGAGACUUUGUCAGCCACACAUGCAGGUGUCGGCUUUAUGAGGUUGGCUCAGACGGGCAAGUUCCAUUUGUAUGAAAAGGAACGUGGAGCCCCCGUCAAUGUUGGUGGGGACCUAACGGCUGUUCAUCCGGUCGUAAGGACAAACCCGAUUACAGGAUGGAAAUCGAUUUUCCCUAUCGGUAAGGCACAAUCUCCGUGUUGUAUCGAUGGGUUGACUCGCAGAGAGAGCGCCAGCAUGCUGCAGUCCGUUUCAAAUGGAACAGCCCUAAUGACAUUGGUAGGUGUCUAUGUACCCUAUAUUUUACACUGUGAACUGACUGGUCUAGCGAUCUGGGACAAUCGCAGCGUCUUUCAUACCGCGACGGGCGACCAUGAAGGAUUCGGCCCACGAAGUGGUAACCGGGCUGUGGGAGUGGGCGAGGUUCCGUACUUUGAUCCCAGUAGCAAAUCGCGCAGAGAGGAUUUGGGAAUUGAAGGUGACCUUGCUCCCUGUCAUUGGUAG
Molecule: messenger RNA, 1050 nt
Organism: Aspergillus oryzae RIB40
Lineage: Eukaryota; Fungi; Ascomycota; Eurotiomycetes; Eurotiales; Aspergillaceae
Product: TauD/TfdA dioxygenase family protein
Exons: 4
Coding region: 1-1050 (349 amino acids)
Cellular component (GO): cytoplasm
Molecular function (GO): 2-oxoglutarate-dependent dioxygenase activity
Source: RefSeq, a predicted model, not a curated record